UGGAGGUCCUUCCCAACCUUAAUGAUUCUGUGAUUCUAUGACUAUGAUCUUGCGCCAUCCUGCACCUUCCUGUCCUGUCCUGCACUGCCCCUCUCUGUCUUGCACCGCUCUGCUCUGUCCUGCACUGCCCUGCAUCGUCCUGUUCUGUCCUCGACUGCCCCACUCUGUUCUGUCCUGCACUGCCCUGCCCUGCCGUGCCCUGCCGUGCCCUGCCCUGCUCACCCUGCCUGCCCUGCCGGCCCUGCACCGCUCUGAUUCUCCCACCGGGACAGCCAGGCCGGGGCGGAUGGCGGGGACAGCUCCCGGGACUGGCCUCGGCGGCAGCUGGGCCACGCCAGCACCGCCUGUGAAUCUCAUCACGGCGGAGCUUGCCCCAGGGAGCAGUGCGGGGGCCAAGUCUGGGGCCGGCCGUGCCGUGUGGGCAGACGGCGUCCGGCAGCGGCAUGGCGGGGACGGUGCUGCCCCUCUGCCUGCUCCUCGCUGCCGCCCUGCGGGGUGGCCUGCCCGAGGCACCGGGACCCGCAGCCCGCACUGGCCCCGUGCUCCAGCGGCUGCGGAUGCUGGAGGAGCAGUUUCGCCGUUUCCAGGAGGUGACGCUGAGCCAUCUCCAGAGCAUCGCCAGGAACUACAACAUCUCCUACAACAUCGACAGACGGUUUCAGGUGCUGGCAGAGCAGGCGGAGGCAGCCGACGCAGCCCGGGCCGUCCUGGGUGCCGAGCUGGCCCGCCUGGCUGCUGCUGGCCGGCGGCUGCACCGCAGGGUGAAGCGGCUGGAGGGGACGGUGGGUGGCCUGACCCCCCGGCACCGCCUGCUCACUCGCCCUGAGGCUGGUGCUGAGCCACACAGCCUGUGGGACACAGUCCGCAGCCAGCAUGAGCCACGGGGCCCCGUGCCCCCCAGCACUGCCAGCCCUCGGCCCCUGAAGGUGCGGCAGCAGCUGUGGGAGGAAGGGCACCGGCUGCUGGUGGAGACUGGGACCAUUGGGAUGCCCGUGGAGGACACGGAGCCCCUUCGUGACGCCCAGGCUGUCACAGCGGUGCUGUCUGCCAUGGCCACGGGCCCCCAGGAGCAGCUGGGGACAGGUAGGUGCGGGCCCAGAGGGGUGGCUGCUUCCUGCUGCCGCCAGGCUUGGCUGGGGGAGUGUGUGUGGGGGGUGUUCAAGCCCCAAGGUUGCAUGGCCCAUGCCAGGGCACCAGGGACAUUCAUCCUUGCAGCCCUGGCUGAGCGCUGCUCUCCUUCCCCAGCCUGCGACGUGGGCCCAGUGCUGCUCUUCCCCAGCGCCUCUGCCAGCAACGCGGCUGUCCUGCAGCCAGGGCUGCGCGCGGGGCUGUGGGCGCUGUCGCUCUGCACCUGGGUGCUCACCCCGGCCCCCCGCCUCGGCACCGUCCUGUACUACGCCAGCGAGGACGGGGACAGCAAGCUGGCCGUGCACGGCCGGGACAGGGAUCCUGGAUCCGCGCGUUUUGUCAUCGGGGACACAGCGUUUCGGGAGCUCCCAGUGACACCGCUCCUGGAUGGCAAAUGGCACCACCUCUGCCUCAUCUGGUCCUCCGGCCGGGGCCAGUACCGCUUCUAUGUGGACAGGAGGCUGCUGGCCGCCGGCUCUGGCUUCCAGCAGGGCUAUGAAAUUCCCGCUGGCGGCUCACUGGUGCUAGGCCAGCCGCAGGGCCACGUCAGAGUGGGAUUUAGCCCCACGGGAGCCUUUGUGGGCCGGCUGGCCGGCUUGGCCCUCUGGAGCCGGGCUGUCAUGCCCGGGGAGGUGGCCAGCAUGGCAACUGGCCAGGGGCUGCCCCACAGGCCCCUCCUGACUCUGGCCAAUGCCUCCCUGCAGGGUGAGGUGCAGAGGGUGGCGUGCACCUGCCUCGAGCACUGCCCGUGACGAGCCCGGCAGCUCACCGGUGGCUCGUGGUGCCUGGCCGGUGCGAGCCACGUCCCCCUGGGUGCUGGGACACCAGGCAGCGGGCUGUCUCGUGGCCAGGCCGCCGCUGGUGGGCUGUUGUAUCCCCUGGGAAGCUGCAGGCUGGUUUGAGGUGUUGGGGGCACCAGGCAGAGGUACCCCCGCACCCCUUCCCUCCCUGCUCGCUGCCUGCAGAGCUGCUGCCCCGGCCAGGGCAUGCCACCAGCUCCAGGGCACGGUGCGUGCUGAGGCAGGGCACAGGAGCUGGGCAGCCAGGGUUCAGCGGGGAAGCGUAAUCUGAUUUUCAGGGCUGUGAUGCGAUUUUCACAGCAGUGAUGCGGAGCCCCCGCGUCUGGUCACGUCGCUGUGCCUCCCCGUGGGGCUGGGCUCCUGAAGGAGGCAGCUGAGCGCUCCCAGCACUGCUCUCACCCGGGGGGUGCCGAGGCUCUGAGGCGUGGGGCCGGGGGAGCAGGCGGCCACGCGGAGGCCUGCUCCUGCCUCCAGGAGCACGUACGGCCCUCUCGUUUCUAUUAAAACGCUGCAGGCAGAGAGGAAACCUCAUUUAUUUACGGUCUCGCCCUUGCCGGUACCGCUCGGUGACGCUCCGAGCCCUGACGGGCACGGGGCCCGGAACAAGAGGGCGUGCGGCAGCGGGCAGGCAGCGGCACGGCGCGGCCCCAGGCGGUUUCACGCCCUGCGGCCUCCCCGCAGGCCGGCUGCCCCCACGGCCCCGCAGCCGCUCCCCGGCCGGCGGCUCGCGCUGGGCACGGCGCUGCGGGAGCAGGGAGCGGGGAGCGGGGAGCGGGGAGCGGGGCUCGGUCACCCGCUCGUGCUCGCCGCGUGUCCCCUGCCCAGCAGCUUUUGCCACUGAGUCAGGCGGCGGGGGCGGCA
Cygnus olor (mute swan) is the source of this 2789-nucleotide messenger RNA. It is a transcript of the gene PTX4, whose product is annotated as pentraxin 4. Bases 444 to 1880 code for a protein of 478 amino acids. NCBI's taxonomy places the organism in Eukaryota, Metazoa, Chordata, Aves, Anseriformes, Anatidae. The transcript has 3 exons. The record is from RefSeq and is a predicted model, not a curated record.